This is a messenger RNA of Notolabrus celidotus (New Zealand spotty), 7307 nucleotides long. It is a transcript of the gene plcg1, whose product is annotated as phospholipase C, gamma 1. The transcript has 33 exons. NCBI's taxonomy places the organism in Eukaryota, Metazoa, Chordata, Actinopteri, Labriformes, Labridae. Gene Ontology annotation, biological process: phospholipid catabolic process; positive regulation of epithelial cell migration; phosphatidylinositol-mediated signaling. Bases 414 to 4361 code for a protein of 1315 amino acids. Gene Ontology annotation, molecular function: protein binding; phosphatidylinositol-4,5-bisphosphate phospholipase C activity. The record is from RefSeq and is a predicted model, not a curated record.
GACAUUGACAGAGCUGGUGGUCGGCUUGGGGGAAGGGCCUGCGCUGGCAGGAUCUGAGAGUAGACAAACUUGCGUAGUCUUACCACGGUCCUUGCUGUCUCACUGCCUCUAUCUAUGGACCUCCGGAGGGGUGACGAGGAAACUGGGAUUGUUGCGCCUUUUCAGGACCAGACGAUGAUUUAAUCACGGGAAAGCGGGGUGUGGGGGGAACACGGAGAAGAAGAAAGACGAAGAGAGGGGGCAGCCGCUGGAGAUGUGCUUUUUGGGCCGAGAUUGCGGCGCUAGGUACAAUACAGCAGCCCCUGCGACGUGUUGUUUUCCACUUGAUUCUUGCCCGCACGGUAUCCCUGUCUAGGCCUGGGCUCACCAGAUUGUUCUGAAGAGGAAACGGACAACAAACGGGGGAAGUGAACAUGGCUGGGACCUCAAGCUUCUUUUCCAACGGACCUGUUCCGUGGAUGGACAACGACACAGAGAUGAACAACCUGUACCGGGACCUGGAGCUGGGGACAGUACUGACACUGUUUUAUUCUAAGAAGUCCCAGCGGCCAGAGAGACGGACAUUUCAAGUCAAGCUGGAGACCAGGACUAUUACCUGGACUCGAAGCACGGAUAAAAUUGAGGGAGAGAUUGACAUUCGGGAAAUCAAGGAGAUUCGUCCUGGACAGAAGUCCCGGGACUUUGAGCGCUACGUGGAGGACUCUGCAGGUCGGCUGGACCAGGCUCAUUGCUUCGUCAUCCUCUAUGGCACAGAGUUUCGCCUUAAAUCGCUCAGCCUGGCAGCGACAUCUGAUGAGGAGAUGACCAUGUGGGUGAAGGGGUUGAACUGGCUCGUGGCGGACACAUUGAAGUCCCCGACACCGCUCCAGAUAGAAAGAUGGUUACGUAAGCAGUUCUAUGCUGUUGAUCGCAACAGAGAGGACAGGAUAUCCUGUAAGGAUCUGAAGAGCAUGCUGAGCCAGGUCAACUACAGGGUGCCCAACAUGAGGUUCCUCCGAGAGAAACUUCCGGACUCCGAGCUGAGGAAUGGAGACGUGUCCUUCAGCCAGUUUGCCCAUCUCUAUCGCAGCCUCAUGUUCGAUGCUCAGAAAAACGUGGAGAUCCCGUUUCUGCAGAGGUUCAUUGACAGACCAGAACAGAGGAUCUCCCUCGAUGACUUCAAAAACUUCCUCCUCGAGUCUCAAAAGGAAAUGUGGGCGUCGGACAACAACAAGGUUCAGGAGUUUAUGUUCGGCUACCUGAAAGACCCCCUGAGAGAAGUGGAGCAGCCUUAUUUCUACCAAGAUGAGCUCCUGACGUACCUGUUCUCCAAAGAGAACACCAUCUGGGACUCAUCCUUGGACCAGGUGUGCCCUGAUAACAUGAACAACCCGCUGUCCCACUACUGGAUCUCGUCCUCGCACAACACCUACCUGACGGGAGACCAGUUUUCCAGUGAGUCGUCCCUGGAGGCGUACGCACGCUGUCUGAGGAUUGGCUGCCGCUGCAUUGAAUUGGACUGCUGGGAUGGUCCAGAUGGAAUGCCAGUGAUCUACCACGGACACACUCUUACGACCAAAAUCAAGUUUUGUGAUGUUUUGAACACCAUCAAAGAGCACGCCUUCGUCACGUCCGACUAUCCCAUCAUCUUAUCCAUCGAGGACCACUGCAGCAUCGUGCAGCAGAGAAAUAUGGCCACUCAGUUUAAAAAGGUGUUUGGAGACAUGCUGCUGACCAAGGCUGUGGAUAUCGCUGCAGAUGGUUUGCCCUCACCCAACCAGCUCAAGAGAAAGAUCCUGAUCAAGCAUAAGAAGCUUGCAGAAGGCAGUGCCUACGAGGAGGUGUCAACCUCAACUCCCUACUCUGAGAACGACAUCAGCAACUCUAUCAAAAAUGGCAUUCUGUACCUGGAAGACCCCAUUAACCAUGAGUGGUACCCCCAUUUCUUUGUCCUGACCAGCAGUAAGAUCUACUACUCAGAGGAGACCUCCAAUAACCAGGGUAACGAUGAUGAAGAGGAGCACAGAGAGGUGUCUAAUGGUAUGGACCAGCAUGUGACAGAGAAAUGGUUCCACGGGAAGCUGGGUGCAGGGCGGGAUGGGCGGCAGAUAGCCGAGAGGUUACUGUCUGAGUACUGCCUGGAAACCGGAGCUCCUGACGGCUCCUUCCUGGUCCGAGAGAGCGAGACCUUCGUCGGAGACUACACUCUGUCUUUCUGGCGUUCAGGUCGGGUGCAGCAUUGUCGUAUCCACUCUCGUCAGGAGGCAGGCAGCCCCAAGUUCUACCUGACUGACAACCUUGUGUUCGAUACGCUCUUUGCCCUGAUCAACCACUACCAGCAGGUGGCACUGCGCUGCAAUGAGUUUGAGAUGAAGCUGACGGAGCCGGUGCCUCAGACCAACGCUCAUGAGAGCAAAGAGUGGUACCAUGCAAACCUGUCCAGGAGCCAUGCUGAGAACAUGCUGAUGAGGGUUCCUCGUGAUGGAGCUUUCCUUGUGAGGAAGAGGGCAGAACCCAACUCAUUCGCCAUUUCUUUCAGGGCAGAGGGAAAGAUAAAGCACUGCCGGGUGCAGCAGGAGGGUCAGACUGUGGUGCUGGGCACCUCCGAGUUUGACAGCCUUGUAGACCUCAUCAGCUACUAUGAGAAGCAUCCUCUGUACCGCAAAAUGAAACUGCGGUAUCCCAUCAACGAGGACACACUGGAGAAGAUCGGCACUGCUGAGCCAGACUACGGGUCACUGUAUGAGGGCAGGAAUCCAGGCUUUUACGUAGAGGCCAACCAAAUGCCGACAUUUAAGUGCACAGUGAGAGCCAUGUACGAGUACAAAGCCCAGCGUGACGACGAACUCUCCUUCACUAAGAACGCCAUUAUCUCUAAUGUGGACAAACAGGAAGGAGGAUGGUGGAAGGGCGACUGUGGGGGGAAGAAGCAGCUGUGGUUUCCUGCAAACUACGUGGAGGAGAUCAGUCCAUCAGCGGCGGAGCCUGACAGAACUCAGGAGAUGACAGAAAACAGCCCUUUGGGAGAUCUCCUGAGAGGAAGUGUGGACGUGUCUUCCUGUCAGAUUGUCGUGCGCCCUGAUGGAAAGGGCAGCAGGCCUUACGUCUUCUCCUUGGUGCCGAAUACCUCUAUGCGGACGGGCCCGGUGCUGGACGUCGCCGCCAGCAGCCAAGAAGAGCUUAAGGAAUGGGUGUUCAAGAUCCGUGAAGUCACCGUAACCUCAGAAGCCAAGCUGGAGGAGGGGAAGAUGAUGGAGAGGAGGAAGAAGAUAGCACUGGAAUUAUCAGACCUGGUCAUCUACUGUAGGCCUGUGCCUUUUGAUGAAGACAAGAUUGGCACAGAGCGGGCCUGUUUCAGAGACAUGUCAUCCUUCCCUGAGACUAAGGCUGAAAAGUACGUCAACAAGAUCAAGGGGAAGCGGUUCCUGCAGUACAAUCGGCUACAGCUGUCCAGAAUCUACCCCAGAGGACAGAGACUUGACUCCUCCAACUAUGACCCUCUGCCCAUGUGGCUCUGUGGCUCCCAGCUGGUGGCACUUAACUUCCAGACAGCAGACAAGCCCAUGCAGAUGAACCAGGCUCUGUUCAUGUUAAAUGGAAGAAGCGGCUACGUCCUUCAGCCGCCCAUCAUGAGGGACGACAACUUCGAUCCUUUCGACAGACACACAUUACGAGACCUCGAUCAAGUCACUUUAGAGAUAGAGGUUUUGGGCGCUCGGCACCUUCCCAAACACGGACGAGGCAUCGUCUGCCCUCUGAUUGAGAUCGAGGUGUGUGGGGCAGACUAUGACAGUGCCAAGCAAAAAACAGACUCAGAAGCCGAUAACGGCCUGAACCCCACGUGGCCCCGCAAACCAUUCCAGUUCUCAGUGGGCAACUCUGCUUUCGCCUUCCUGCGCUUCGUGGUUUACGAGAUUGACAUGUUCAACGACCAAAACUUCCUGGCUCAGGCCACAUUCCCCAUUCACAGCCUGAAGACAGGUUACCGGUCUGUACCUCUGAAGAACAGCUACAAUGAGGACUUGGAGUUGGCCUCUCUCUUGGUUCACAUGGACAUGAUCACAGGCAGGGAUGAAAAUGGCGAGGUUCUGAGCCCUUUUGUGGCGGUCGGCUCCACGCCAGUGACAGCAGCAGUCCAAGUAGGACGGGAGCGUGUGGGGGACCUCAGCUCGGUGUCUUCAACUUCCUCCAACAUGUCUCCUCUACCCCAGUCGCCUGCCCAAGCCAUGGCCUACAGAGGCAGGGAGGGCUCCUUUGAGUCCCGCUACCAGUCCCCUCUAGACGACUUCAGGGUGUCCCAGGAGACGCUGUUAGACCACAUGGACGCGUCUAACAGGAGGAUGCUGCGGAGGACCAGAGUGGGCGGAGAGAACCGCGUCUAAAUCCAGGCCAAUCAGGAUGAAUUUCUGUCGCACCCCCACCCCCACACCCCUCCCACCCUUCCCACCAGUCGCCUCUCCCAGUACUGAUGAUGUCACUGACUGCUGUGAACACUGUUUCCAUGGAAACGCCCACCACCGCUUUGGCCUACAUUUUAGGCAGCUCUUUCUCCCUCCAUUCUCCAACUGCCCCCCCUCCUAUCCCUCUCCAUCCCUUUCCUCUCUCCUUCACUCUCCUCCUCUCCUACCUCCCUCCCUGCCGCCCAGCCUCCUUACUACUCGCCUAUCUAGAAGGAGAGACUUGGACAUAAAAGAAGAGGGAGGGGGGGGGGGGGGUCACGGGGGGGGGGGGACUCUGAGAGGAAGUGGACGCUGUGGACAGGAAGAAGAAACGGACAUUCGCAGGAGAACAAAAACAAGGCUGAAAAAGUUCCAGCUCUGGACUGCUGGUUUGCGGGGUGUGCUGUCCUCAAUGUGUUUUUAGGUUUGCACAACAGCUGAACAGUGUGAGGGCUGAGAGGAAGAGAGAGAGAGAGAGAGAGAGAGAGAGUUAUAAAGGUAUCAGUUUGAAACUGUUCCCCAGUUAGGUUUCUUCGCUCUUCUCUAUUUGGCGUAUAUGAACAUAUGUAUUUAUUCCUGCUGUGCUGUUAGCCAGAGAACAGCAGCAGCUGACCUGCUCUCAAAGAGCUCCUGUCUCCAUGUUUUUAAUUAUUAUAAUUAUUUAAAACCUUUAAACAUUCAUAAUGUGACUUUACUUCUUCUUUUUUUAUUUUUUAUGUAUAUGUGUAAAACACGAGGGCUCUCUACGGCUAUUUUUAAUGUCUCGUUCAUCUCUGCUUUGUGGAGGAAAUAAUGCACCUCCAGUCUAAGUCACACCCACAACCUGGAGGGGAAUCGAACUCUUUCUUUUUGCAGACGUCAUGACGGGGUCACAGCCUUUAUGUGUUCGAAGCAGAGAGAGUAGGCAGCAUCAUGUGUUACGUCUGCAUACACAAACACACACGUGUACACAUGCACGCUACUUUUUUUUUUUUCUAACUUACAUUCCUAAAAAAACUGCACAUCAUUCCACUUCCCUGCAUUGCAGGAGCCUUUUACAAGCCAGUCAGACACAUUAUUCCCUUCUGUCCCCCCUCCAUAGUCUUACAGUGUACUGAUCGUGUCUAUUGGGGAUGGAACACCAUGCUGUGUGAUGAAACAGGACCAGGGAUACAUGUUGAUGACUGUUGUUGCUUGCAUCAUCUACCAGUUUAUGGCUGUUUCAACUUGUCAUCAGAGAGACGGAGGAUGAGUUACAAGGUUAUGGCAUAGAAACAGAUAUUUACAAAUGUAGAAACAUCUUCAUUUUACAGGUGAGGUUGUGAAUGUUUCAGAUUUCUCAAUGUGCUAUACCACGGUUACAAAAAUUAAGAUUGUAUUAGUUACACCAUUAACUUUGCACCCCAGUGUUUUAAUAAUAACUCAUGAUUGAAUAUUGGAUUUGAAAUGUGGUUACUUUUAAUUGCAUUUCAACUUUUUAACAGAACUUAUGGACCCUUGAAUUCAUGUUUUAAAUUAGUUGAGCAUAACCAUAACUGAAACGGCUCUAAUAUUUCAAUGAGUAUGAAAAGUAUAGCUGCUUGAACUUGGCAUUUUUUGACAAGAAUGUUCCGGUCGCAGGAGAAGUGUAUUAGAUUUCCUAAAACGUAGCUGCUUUUGUUUGCAACCCAGCUGUUAAAGGUUUUAAAAUGUGUCUUCCAUUGUUGAAGCGAUUGUCAGGAUUAUAGACCAACAGUGACCAAGUGCAAAGAGCUGCAUCGCUAGUGUGAAGCAUAAAGUAAACACGCGGUUCAUACCUCUGAAGUAACAUGGACCCUUUUCAUCAGAGCAUCAGGGGUACACUGCCAUGAAAUUCAGCUAAAUUGCGAACGCACUUGAGAUUAUUUUUGUGUGUGCCAGAUGUUGCACAACACAGGCAAACUUCAGGCUCUCAUUCUGGCUUCUUACAAUAAUAUUCAAACUUCAUAUUUAAGAUGUUGACGCCAGGUUCUCAUUUCCUUUGGAGCUCUUGCAAGAUCGUGUUAGGGAGGAGCCCACAGACUCUUAGCUGCAGAUUUUGUGGCAGCAAAGUUCAUGUUGCGGAUUGAUGACAAAGGUGCCUGGGUGGAGAGAGACAGAGAGAGGGGGGGGUUAAAGUGUGUCAUAAAAUCUCAUGUUGAGCAAAUGGUGUUAUCUUUCCAAGUUAGUGUCAGAAACAGUAUUUACUCCGCUCAUAUGUGAGGACUUUAUGAUGUAAACUCAGUAUUUUCAGUCAGUGAUCAACCACUGACGCACACGUAAGCCAUAAGGACUUAACGUUGAGGUAAAAGCAGGGAUGGGAUGGAACACUUGAGGUCUUGAUGAACAUUUUUUAGCAUCUUGUGUUUUCAACCUGAUAUUGAUCCCAAAGCUUCCCUUUAUAUUACUUUUCACCCCCCUCCUGUAGUGGAUGAAUGGUCUUCUUAGUCCCCCCCUCCAUUGCUGCAUUGCUCUUAUUACUGACCUGUCUGCUUAUGUCUAUGUGCCUCCAUCUGUGUUACAUCACAUUAAAGCCAAAUCAUUCAAACAGCCCUUAAAGAACCUGCACGGCCACGCUGCACCCACACAGGUGUUGUCCUUUUAUUUUGACUGAUAACUCCACUGUUUGGUUUGUUGCACCUGUAAGAGAACGACAGCGUAGAUUCCAGACAGCCUGUUGAAGGGUCUGAUUAACUCAGAGCAUCCAUGUGGGUGUGCAAGGCCCUUAAGUCACGCCAUUCAUUUUUACUUUUUCAAUCUUGUCCGUUUUUGUUCCCCAUGGUGUCACUUACAAAUCGCCUUUCUGUAAUGUGCCUAAACUAUGGAGAGGAAAAGAACUCAUUUUAAUUUUGCCUUUCAUAUGAAACAUAUUCAAGCCUGAAAGUAAAUAAAAUACUCACUGCUUUAUACUAA